Molecule: messenger RNA, 1056 nt
Organism: Suillus fuscotomentosus
Lineage: Eukaryota; Fungi; Basidiomycota; Agaricomycetes; Boletales; Suillaceae
Exons: 7
Coding region: 1-1056 (351 amino acids)
Source: RefSeq, a predicted model, not a curated record
AUGUUUAUGGGGGGUCUAGGAGGCAGGGCACAGGUCACAGAUGCAAUCCACAAAGGUAGCAAUCAACCUAAGAGGUGUCCAAAAUGGGGUGACCAAAGUGUUUGCAGCAUGGGCACAACUCUCCUCCGUAAAUAUAAGGCUGCAAUACCUGAGGUUGAAGAAUGUGCCUCUGAUCUUAAGGAGUUUGAGGCAGCCCUUGAUCCAGAUCAAUUAGCUACAUGGCGGAAAGAGAUCGAGAUGUGGGAGUCAGACCGUUCCCUGACAAAUCCAUUCAAAGUCAAAGUGAGGACUACUGUGACCCAGGCCGCUGUGCGCCUGGCAUUAUCGAAGGCCGAGGCAGAAGAAAUCGAGCAUGGUGGACAUAUCUCCCUGGAUGAUGAUAUAUCACCAUUGGUCCUUAUAUCAUCAGGGAUGGAACUAGAAGAUCAGCAACGACGUGUUGAGUUCGAAGCUCGCACCAUCGGACAGCAUGCAACCGAUGUGCAAAAACUUAAGAUUCUCCAGCACAUCAAUGCCCUCCGUCGUAGAAUCAGCACCUGGUCCCGAGUACAACUAUUGUACAUGCCCUACGUCUCCUGCCUGUGUUCACUCAAUGAUAUUGCCUCUGAGGACAAGGUCCACAAGAUACAACUUUUUCUCCCUUCUUCGCUGCCCUCGAGCUUCCCCUGUGACAACUGCUUGCUAAGGUUUGAAUGGGAUCUGCGUCAGGCACAGGCAAAUGAUGCUCUGGAUGACCUCCGCACUGUCAUCAACAUGACCUACCACCUCUACAAGUACAAGAACACCUUUGUUCAAGCUAAGUACACUGCUGCCCGAGACGCACUUAUUAUGCUUGCCUCAAAACUAGGCAAGAACAAUGACUGGCAGCGGAUACUGAAGCCACUGGACAGGGCAAAAGAUGUGGUCCCACUAAAUCACGACAAAGGGAAGACAGUUGGCCAACAGAAUAUUUCGUGGAUAUGGAAAACACCCGGGGUAUCAAACAAUCAGGAGGAAGGGCUGCAGGAUUCAUUGCAUGUGGAAUGGUGCAAGGCACGGGCGUGGGCUCAUUGGUAG